AUGACCGCCUAUGUAUUAUAUCGUCGAACAACACUUGGAACAGCACUUGAGCAAACUUUGAGCGAUAUGCAAGAAGAGGGUUUGAUUCCGACACAAUUGUGUGGAAAAAUCAUGUCGCAAUUUGAUAAAUCAAUGCAUCGAGCACUUGAGAGAAUUGCCAAGGAAAAGGUGAGAGAAUUUAAUGAAGCAUGGGAUUUAAAAAAGGGUUGGGAAAGGCGGAAGAUUUCAUACUAAAUUUUUUGAAUUGGCAUAAUUUUUGAAACUUCUGAAACACGAUUCAGCUGGGAAAAAUUCAUUGAAAAUUAUUUUAAAAGUUUUCUACCUUAUUUUGCAAUUUUUUCAUUCAAAUAAUUAUGGCAGAACAGUUGCUUUUCCAGAUUUUUUCCACCUGAAAUUAAUAUUUCAAAAGCUCUAUCCACAUGGUACUACCCAAAAACUUUAGCAUAUUUUUUGAGACCUGACCAGAAAAAAUUGGAGUUCUAGUGAUUAGUAAGAUAUACACUUCCUUUUCUCAAAUAUUCUGGUAUUUCUAUUUUUCCAGACAAUUUUCAUGGCCGAACAAUUGUUAGCCUACCGUUUUUGCGAUAAUGUUUGGACAUUUAUUCUUCGUGAUGUUUCAUUCAAAGAUCCACAAAGAUCGAUUGAAAAUCCAAUCGACAAGUAAGUUUUCACCUUUUUUGCAACUUUAUCUCACAUUUCCUCAUAUUCCAGGCUUAAAAUCGUUGCAUGUGAUGGUCGUCAAAAUGCAAUGCUUGCUUCAACUCUUCAUUCUGGCCCACCAUCUAAAAAACCAACAAUUGUUAAUCGAAAUAUGAAACAAGAUCAUAAUGAUGAUGAUGAUUCGGACUAG
Caenorhabditis angaria is the source of this 850-nucleotide messenger RNA. Lineage: Eukaryota; Metazoa; Nematoda; Chromadorea; Rhabditida; Rhabditidae. The record is from the annotation of a GenBank genome assembly.